Molecule: messenger RNA, 3700 nt
Organism: Nelumbo nucifera (sacred lotus)
Lineage: Eukaryota; Viridiplantae; Streptophyta; Magnoliopsida; Proteales; Nelumbonaceae
Gene: WTF9
Product: Ubiquitin carboxyl-terminal hydrolase family protein
Molecular function (GO): RNA-DNA hybrid ribonuclease activity; RNA binding
Source: RefSeq, a predicted model, not a curated record
GAGUCUUGUUGAGCCAGACCAUGUUCUUCAAUCGAACCCACCUCAUGAAACUGAAAAAACUACUCUUUUCUUCCCAAAGAUCACUGUUAUUACUCAAUCAAGAGCAACCCACUUACAACUACACCCAGAAAUGCAACUACGUAGAUGUGAAGAUGAAAUGGAAGAAGGACGCCUUUUAUGAUUCCAUUGAAAUCAUUCACAAGUCCCCGGAACUCAAAGCACUAAUCUCUCUCAAAAACUGUAUUGUUAACGCAUCUGACGAUUGCAUUCCAAUCGAUGCUGUCUCCAAGAGGGGACGAGAAUUGGGAGUACCCAUGAAAGUUGCCAGGUUUAUGAGGCAAUAUCCAUCGGUUUUUGAAGAAUUUGCAGGCCCAAAGUACAACCUCCCCUGGUUUAGAUUGACGCAAGAAGCCAUUAAUCUCGAUAAAGAAGAGAGGGGGGUCUACUCUGAUCAGAAUUUCGAACUUAUUUUAAGGUUGAAGAAGCUGAUACUGAUGACCAAGCAGAAGAAGCUUCCGUUGAGGAUCAUUGAAGGUAUGCUAUGGUACUUGGGGUUGCCAGAGGAUUUCCUACAAAACCCAGGAGCAAAUCUUGACAAGUCGUUUAAGUUGGUUGAAAUGGGGGAUGGGCUUCAAGGACUGACUGUUAAUCCAGAUAGGAGUAUCAUGUUGUCUGUAAUGCAGAAAAAUGCCUUAAAGAGAGGUAACUAUAUAGAGGGACCAUCAGCACCACUUGCCUUUCCUCUUUUCCCUUCCAAAGGUUUGAGGUUGAAGAGGAAAAUCUCCAAUUGGUUAGAUGAAUUUCAGAAACUACCGUAUGUAUCCCCUUAUGAAGACUCUUCCCAUCUGAAUCCAUGUAGUGAUGUAUCGGAGAAACGGGUUGUAGGCGUUCUUCAUGAAUUGCUCAGUCUCUUUGUUGAUCAAUCUGCUGAGAGAAAGAAGCUUCUUUGUCUUCGUACCCAUCUGGGGUUGCCUCAGAAAUUCUACAAGGCAUUUGAUCGUCAUCCCCACAUGUUCUACCUGUCACUAAAGAGCAAGACAUGCACAGUGAUUCUCAAAGAAGCUUACAAUGAUGAUUCAGCAAUGGAGACCCAUCCCAUCUUGGAGGUGAGGAAGAAGUACAUCAAACUGAUGAAUGAAUCAAAGAUUAUUUUGAAAGAUAGACGACAAAAGAAGCGGUUCGAUGGGUUGGGAGAUUACAAUUCUGAAGUAGGCACGGAUUCUGAAGCUGAAGACAGAUGUGCAGUAGCUUUGUCAUACAGGUAUGGAAAGUCAAUACUCAAUAGGCAUAGCAUGUACAAGGUGUUUGGCAUGGAAUUUGUACUUUUUCCCCAGAAUGUAAUUUGCACUUUCUAAUUCUAUUGAAGUGUUUGACAUGGACUUGGUACCCAUUUUUUAUUAUACAGGUUGGUUUGUUAACAAAAGUUCAGCAUGGUAACCUGGUUAAAUGAUCUUAAUGAUCCCAGAGAUGGUCUUUUUGUGGAUGAUAAUGUUUGAUUUGUAACUUCGUGAGUUUUUUAAGUGCAAUACCUGUUGGUCUUUUAUGGAUGGUUGAAACCUCAAUAAAUCUGAAACUUGUUUUCCAAGGUCCAAAUAAUGACCUUUUAUAUAGCUUAUGAGUUCUAAACCAUCUAAGACCAGAAUUCUUCCACUCAUUUCAGAUAGGAUAUUAUGCAAGAAUCAGAACAGUUAUGUGAUAAGAUAUGGUCAUGGUUGUUUUUCAUAAUGUUGAAAGAAUAGAGCAUGCAGUAGAUAUCCACCUUUAGAUAUGGCAAAAGAGGAUAGGCAUAAUUCUCUGGAGGUGAGGGCAGUUUUGGUUUGGACUUUAUGGGAAGAAAGAAACAAUAAAAUUUUUCAAGAGAAAGAGAGAAGCAUGAAGUGGUAAUAGAGUGUAAAGUCUUGAGGGUGGUAUGCUGGAUUAGAACCUUGGACAAUUUUUCACAGUUCUCCAUUGAUGGUAUCUGGAGGAAUUCAGGUACAGUGACAAAAAGCUUUUCAUGUACAAGCUUAUUUCCUCUUGGAUCCCUCCUGAAGAAGACUAUUAAACUUAACUUUGAUGGAAGCAUCUUAGGCAACUUAGGGCCUUCAGGAAUAGGAGGGGUUAUUGCGUUGUUCAGUUGUUCUCGGGUCUGGUUGGUAUGGGAGAUUCAGCUAGAUCUGAGCUUCUUGCUUCUCUUGAAGGUUUACCAUUAGAAAGACAGUUGAGCUUCAAUAAAUUGGUAAUUGAAGGGGAUUCCAAGUUGGUGAUAGGUUGGUUUAAGAACCCAGAGAUAGCUUUAUAGGUUUUGAGGGAGGAGAUGAAGAGAUUAAAAUGGAUUAGCAGUAACCUGACACUAAAAAUACAGUGGGAAAGAAGAGCAGCUAAUGAAAUGGCAGAUACUCUAGCCAACCAAACAGGGGGUUACCAGGGAUCAGUUCUGGGCCCAUUUGUAAUCUGUCUUUAGUUUGGGAGGGUGCACCUCACACCUCUCUUUGAGCCUUGUACUUUAAUCAUCCUCUAAUAAAAUUUACUUAUUACUGAUCAAAAAAAUUGUUGAAAGUAUAGAGACCCUUAAGCCAGUUUAUCAGUGGUGGGGUUGAAAGUUGUUAGUUGUGACACACUGUCUUUCAUGCCCCCUUGGAUAAGUAUUGUAAUAUGUAGGCAGACAGAAUGUUACAUACUUCAUGUAUUUCCCCAUUAGGAUGGACUAAGAUAUUGUUUAACAAUGCAAUGUGACAGCUCUAGGGUCCUUGCAUGACAAGRACUACAUGUUCUCUCCUGUAAACAUGAUGCAUAUGCUCUUGGAUCCAGAGUAUUUGACUUGAUCACCUAAAACAUUUUUUUUAUCAGUAAAAAGACUUAUAUUAAUAACAGAGAAGUAUUGAAUUACAAUAGAUAUAGGUUGCAGUAAUCCAUUAACCCAAUCUAUAACCCAGUCUACAGACACAUACAAAACAGUUAUAGUUCAGCCCGGUCGGUACAAGGUAGGUCUAUUUGCCCCCUGUUUUGCUAGGGUAUCCGCCAACCCAUUUGCAGUCCUUCUAACCCAACCAAACUGAGAGUUGAACCUCCUUGCAAUUGUGUCAGUUUCUCUGUAGAUAAAUUUGAACUUCCAAGGUACUGAUGUGAUGUUUUUAGCCCAAGAGAUGACCAGUAGUGAGUUUCCUUCUAUUUCUAAGUCUGUUGUUCCAAUCUGCUCAGCCAUCUUUAAGCCUUGAAGAAGAGCCAGAGAUUCAGCCUAUGUUGAGUCACCAAUGCCUAUUGGUCCUGAGAAGAGUGCCACAACUUCACCUAGAUGAUUUCUUAUCACACCCCCUAUGCCUGCCCUUCCUGGGUUACCAAGAGAACUCCCAUCAAAAUUUAGUUUCAAUUUGUUCAUUGCAGGUGGCUUCCAUUCCGCUCUCACAUCUUCUUUGGGUACAUCUGUCUGUGCUACUUCAGUCCAAUUUCUUAGAAUGUCAUUCAGGGAGAAUUUUUUGAAUAGUUCCAUGGUCAUUACCCAAUGUAAACAUUGAUAAGGGAAAAAGGAAUGGUAUAUGAUAAUGACUACAAGUUCUUCCCCAUAAACAUAGUCCACAGUAUCUGAUCUAUAGGGAACCUUUGUGUUGCUUAUGGCCCAGAAAUUAAUUGGAUAGCUAUUAAUAUGAUCAUCCAUGUACCUCUUUCUUGACAAAUUCUCAUGACUGUAUUAACUGCAAAAACUAAGCAAUGAAAUUUCAUG